AAGUAAUCUUAAGCUACAUGUUCAUGUUCUUAUGAUCCAAAAAGAAUCUUAGUACUACAUGUUUUUGAAGAGUUCGAAACAUCGAUGAAGAACACUAUGUUGUGAAAAUGCUACAAUUGAAACAUGUUAUAUCCAAAGUCAAACUCAAAACCCUUUUUCCUUACACAAGCAUUUUCACAAACACUUGGAACGCAUCUUCAUAUUCAUCAUCUUCUUCAUCUCUUUCUCCAUUACCCAAAUCUUCAUUCCCCAUUACCCAAAACGACGUCGCUUCCACCUUCAAAACCUGGUUCCAAAACCAUCACCUUUACCACGAUCCUCUCCUUCUCCGAAUCUACCAAAUCCUCUCUUCCAACGACAAUUUCUCCGCUUCUCUCACCUCCCUCAACCUCCCCAUCACCACAUCCUUCGUCCUCCGUGUCCUUCAUUACGGCGCCGACAACAACUACAUUCUUCCAUGUCUCAGAUUCUUCGAUUGGGUUGGUCAUCAGCCUGGUUUUUACCAUACACAAGCUACAUUCACUGCGAUUUUUCGUAUCCUUGCACGUGCGAAGCUAAUGCCGAUCGUUAUUGAGUUUCUUGAAACGUUUGGGAAGCGUGUUUUUGAUCAUAAAGUUUGUUUUAUUGAUUUGCUUGUUGUUGGUUAUGCAAUUGCUGGUAAACCUGAAAUUGCACUCAAUGUGUUUGGUAAAAUGCGUUUUCAAGGUCUUGAUUUGGAUAUAGUUGGUUAUCAUAUUUUACUUGGUGCUCUUGCUAAGGAUAAUUAUUUUAAUUCUUUUGAUGUGAUUCUUAAUCAGAUUCGGAGUAAAGGGUAUGCAACACGUGCUACUGAUACUAUUGUUGUUAAGUUUCUGUGUAACCAGGGUAGAUUGGAUGAGGCGGAAAAUUAUCUUAUCGGUUUGUUGGAUAGUGGGAAAAAGUUGCAUGGUUCUGAGGUAGGUUUUCUUGUUGUUUCGUUGUGUGAGAGGAAAAAGGUUGAGCAUGCUGUUGAGUUGGUUAAGGAGUUUAGGAACUCGGGGUUGAAUCUGUUUGAACAUGCUUAUGGUGAUUGUAUAAAGGGUCUUGUGAAGGGUGGUAGGUUUGAUGAGGCUUUGGAGUUUUUUAGGCAGAAGAGAGAAUCUGAAGGGUAUGUUCCUCGUUGGUAUAGGUAUAACAUGUUGAUUUGUAGGCUUUUGAGGGAGAGUAGGCUUCAGGAGGUAUAUGAUUUGUUGAUGGAUAUGAAGGAGUCUUGUAUUCCACCUGAUAUGGUUACUAUGAGUGUUGUCUUGUGCUUCCUUUGCAAAGCUGGGAUGGUGAAUGCCGCGCUCCAAUUGUACGAAUCCAGGUCUCAGUUUGGACUGAAUCCGAAUAACUUGGCUUACAAGUAUUUGAUACUUAAUCUGUGUUGGGAUGGGAGUGUUAAGGAGGCGUACAGUGUUUUGAAAACUUUUAUCGGAAAUGGUCUUUUUCCUGAUACACAAACCUUUACCACACUUGCCAAUGCUUUGUGCAGAGAGUGCAAGGUUGAUGAGAUGAAGGAGCUGAUGCAUCUUGCCUGGGAGCGAAACUUUACACCAAGCCAUAUCACAUAUGACAAGUUUAUAUCGGCUUUGUGCCAAGCUGGAAGACUAGAAGAUAGUUAUUUGGUGCACGGGGAUCACAACAAUGCAACUGCUAGACUGUCCUAUGGUAGGAUGGUUAAGAGUUUUAUUAAGUUUAAGAGGGGAGACAUUGCUGCUCGCCUUCUGGUUAAAAUGAAAGAGAAGAAUUUUGAAUUGACGCGGAUCUGGUGCACGGCUGUUAUUGGAAGUUUACUUGAUAUGGAAAAUCCAAAAUCACGUGUUUUCAAUUUAUUGGACAUGCUGACUCAUGGUAAACCUGAUGCUAAGAUUUUCAACUUUUUCAUUGAUGGAGCUGUGCAUGCCAAUAAUACAGAGUUGUCCAGGGAAGUAUAUGAGUUGAUGCUAAGGAAUAACAUUGUGCCCAGUAGUUCAUCUCAACGUCUUGUGUUGAUUGGUUAUUUGAAAAGUGGAAAGAUAUCUGAUGCUUUGAAUUUCUUUCACAGUCUUCGGCGCCAGGGCACAGUGAGCAAAAAAGUAUAUCAAUCCAUUAUUUUUGCUCUCUGCAAAUCCUGUAAGGCUGACAUUGCACAUGAUUUCUUGUUUCAAAUGUUUAAAGCUGGAUUAAAUCCAAGCAUUGAAUGCUUUGAGAUUCUUGUGCAGACGCUUUGCUCAUUGGAAAGAUACCAUGAAGCGAUAAAUCUUGUUCAUGUGUAUAUAAAAAUGGGACGUCGAUUAACUAAUUUUCUUGGCAACAUACUUCUUUCUCAUUCAUUGAUAUCGCCGGAUAUCUAUCAUGCAUGUGUUCGUUUAAGAGGAGCCAAAGAGGAAGAAUGUUCUCCUAUGUCUACACUGAGCUUUAUCAUUGGUGCAUUUUCUCGUUGUCUUAGAGUAAAUCCUUCUGUUGAGGAAUUGGAGAAACUAAUAUCAACGUGCUUUCCGCUUGACUUUUACACCUACAAUCAGCUGCUGAGAAGAGUAACCCAAUAUGAUAUGAACCAAGCUUGUGAGUUGUUUAAUAGGAUACGUCAAAGGGGUUAUGAGCCUAAUGAUUGGACUUAUAAUAUCAUGGUAAGUGGUUUCUCAAAUCAUGGGAGAAAUGAUGAGGCUAAGCAGUGGGUUGAAGAAAUGCACCAAAAAGGAUUUUAUCCAAGAGAGAAUACUAAAAGAAAUGUACAAAAAGGAAUUUUAUCCAACAGAGAAUACUAGCAUAUUCAUUUAAAGAGAAUCAAUUGACGUGUUAAAGAUGCAGAAGGGUUCAUACAAUUUUGAAUAUGCCUUCCUAACAGAAUAUUGCCAUCCCACCACUAUCCCCAUUCACCACAUCAAUUGAGCUGGAGUCCAAAUCCAGUAUCCUAUCAUUUUGCAAUAAUUAUUUGUUGUACUGUUCGAAGAUUUAAGAAAUAUCUUGUAAAUGUAAUACUUUGGUAUUAUCUUGAGUAUCUUAGAUUAUCUCAUAGGAUUAAUUUCUUGUAUUAGAAUAUUUUAGACUACCACAUAGCAUAAGUGUAAUUUUUGUAUUACUUUGUUAUUAUCAUAUUUGUUUCCCUAUUAAAUUAGGAUUUGGAGUCUUGUAUUCGUAUAAAUAGGAAUCAUUGUUUAGUCUUUUUAUAUGAGAUCAUAAUCAUCAAUCAUAUAAAAAAUCAUACUAUAUUGACACAGUUCAAAGUAUUUAUUCUUUCUUUUGGGUUUGUAAAAUAAUCAGUUGGUGUUUUCGCUUUUGUUUCUUUAUUGAGUAAUGUGAUUGACUCUUUCCUUGUUUUAGAACUUGCCCCGAAAUUGUUAUUUUGUAUUACUUCCAAUUGACAUUUGAUGAUUUGAUCAAUGUCAAUCUCAGUCUCAUCGAUUUAUGUCCAAAUCUUGAACCAAAUCUAUUGAUCUUGGGCUUUUUGUAUUGUUAUUAUUAGUAUCCUUUCUAGUUUCCUCAUGAUGAUAAUUAGGAGUGCUCGGGAAACUAUUUUUCAGGAUAUUAUUAUAUACAAACGAACAUAAUAGUAUUCCUUUUCACUCUACCUAGUCAGAUGCUUUCUGAUAUCUGAGAAGAGUUCUUAGAGAAAUCAGGCUGAGUAAAUAUCUUGUGAGAAGUCUCAAAUUGGAUAGAACAAAACUCAAUAAAGGAGCCCAGGCUCUACACAUAGUGGAACCUGUUAAUAUUCAAAUUGUACCAUUGAGAAUUAAAGAGUUGCAUAUAUUCUGACGCUGGUGUUAAGUGUCCUAGCAUGGAAACUUCUCCUGGUUUGGAGUGUCCAUAGAUGGGCAACAUCUAAUUGAAGUACAGUUGAGGUCAUUAACUUGUUUGGAUGAUGUAAAAAUGAAGGAUUGGAAAAGAAAUAGUAUAGGUUACUAGGUAUUUUAUUAGAGGAAAUAUCUAAUCGGGU
Medicago truncatula (barrel medic) is the source of this 3916-nucleotide messenger RNA. Its product is annotated as pentatricopeptide repeat-containing protein At1g71210, mitochondrial. The record is from RefSeq and is a predicted model, not a curated record. Bases 108 to 2747 code for a protein of 879 amino acids. Gene Ontology annotation, molecular function: mRNA binding; protein binding. Lineage: Eukaryota; Viridiplantae; Streptophyta; Magnoliopsida; Fabales; Fabaceae. The transcript is spliced from 2 exons.